UUCGUCGUUUCCGUGGAGGUGGAUAGGACAAGAAUGAGCUCGAUGUCGAAUGGGAGCGGGGGUAGCAAUGGGGCGGCGUCGGGCGGGAUAGGUAGUGUCAAUGGGGGCCUGAAGAGGCGGCUAUCAAAUUCUCCAACCAAGCUUUCAAAGCGCUUUGUGAACGCUGGGGCCCUGGCGCCAUCCUCGUCGCUGUCUCCAUCGUCAUCCUCCUCCUCCCUGCCAUCUUCGCCGACGAAGAAGACGCUGGUGGAUCCCAGGAUCACCGAGUCUCGAAAAAAGCUGCCGAUAUGGGCAGGGAGAGAGGGAAUCGUGGAUGCUGUUCGAGAAAAUGACACCGUUGUUGUCCUCGGAGAAACAGGCAGCGGAAAGACGACCCAAAUACCUCAAUUCCUCUAUGAAGCUGGCCUUGGAGGACCUUCGUCGCAGAUGAUUGGCAUCACACAGCCCAGAAGGGUUGCCGCCACGUCUCUGGCCAAACGCGUGGCCGUCGAGAUGGGCGUCAAGGAGCUCGGGGCCGAGGUGGGCUACUCGAUCCGAUUCGAUGACCGGACCUCCAACAAGACGAGAAUCAAGUUUAUGACCGAUGGCUGGCUUCUGCGAGAGAUGCUCAGCGGCAAAGACGAUGGAGCAAUGACACGCUACUCCAUCUUGAUUCUCGACGAAGCCCACGAACGGUCGGUACAUACCGAUGUCCUUCUGGGCCUCGCAAAGAGGGCCCAGCGGCUGCGAAGGAAGAUGGGAGAAAAGUACAGUCCGCUCAAGAUUGUCGUCAUGUCGGCUACCAUCGAUGCCGAAGCCUUUUCCCAGUACUUCGCUCCUCUGGCCGCCCCCAUCCUCUAUGUCAAGGGCCGACAGUUUCCCAUUACGCUUUACCACUCCACCGAAGCGUUGCAGGACUGGGUCGAAGCGGCCAAGAAGCUGUUGGUGCAGAUUGGAGAUCUCCCUCCAGGAGACGUCCUCGUCUUCAUGACGGGCGCCGAGGAGAUCGAGUCCUUUGCUCGACAGCUCCACGAGCUUAAUCAGGCGCUCAAGCUUCACGCCCAGGGUGCCAAUUCUCGACCACCUCCAGAGUUCAUCAUCUGCCCGCUCUAUGCAGCUUUGGGUCCCGGCGCUGUGGCCAAGGUGUACGCAGCUACGCCGCCCGGCUGCCGCAAGGUGGUCUUGGCUACCAACAUCGCCGAGACAAGUAUCACGAUACCCGGCAUCGGUUAUGUCAUCGACUGCGGCCUGGCCAAGCAGCGAUCCGGCGGAGGCGUCUCGGUAGACAUGCUUGAGGUGAAGCCGAUCAGCAAGUCGGCUGCACGCCAGAGGGCGGGUCGAGCGGGUCGAGAUGGAUCUGGUUCGUGCUACAGGCUAUACCGCGAGGACGUUUUUGACUCGCUCGAAGACACGAGCCCGCCCGAGAUCCUUAGGGCAGACUUGACCUCGACCAUGCUCGAUGUCCUCGCCAUGGGAUUGGACCCGCUGUCGUUCGACUGGAUGGACCGACCAGACGACGAGGCGAUGAAGGAGUCGCUGGUCCUGCUCCUGGAAUUGGGAGCGCUGCAACAUCCCACGUCGCAGGCUAAUGGCAAAGUAAGGCCAGAGGAGAACGGCCAUGCCGAGGAAGAGGACAUGGUGCCCCGAUUCGAGCUGACACCACUCGGUCGGCGCAUGGCUGCCUUGCCUCUAACUCCCCCGCUUUCGCGCACCCUGAUCGCUGCGUCGGAGUUGGGACUCGACACCCCUAGGCAGGCCCUGGCACUCGUCUCGAUCCUCUCCUCUGAGCGAAGAUCCAUUCUCAUCGACCCACCCAUGCUCGCCGCCGACGAUGAAGCAUCGAGCAAGCGGCGAGAAGAGGCCGAUCGAGCUCGGCACCGAAUGGCGCACAAGUCCGGCGAUCACAUCACGCAGCUGAAAGCCCUCUAUGCGUUUGAGGAGCAAGAGCGCGCUUCGAAGAGAUUGUUGGAGGCUGCUGCGAAUGGAGCGGGGAGCGCCAAAGCGGCCUCGGCCAUGCUCAAGGAUUGGUGCGAGACAAAUUUCGUCUCGUUGAAGGCUGUCAGAGAGGUUCAGAAGAUCCGAGAACAGCUGCGGACCAUCUGCAAGCGCCUUGGAAUGGCCGUCGAGGCUGAUAAGGAUGGGGACGAUGCCGAAAUGAAAGGAAAAGGGGAGGAAGACGAUGCGAGCAGUAGCGAUGACGAAGAAAAACAAAAUGAUGGGCUCUACGUCACCAAGGGUGGCGCUUCCCAUCGCACCGCCGCACACAACCACGGAGGCGCCGACAGCGACGACUCGUACGAGUCCCUGCUUCGGGCGCUCAUUGCAGGACGCAAGACCAAUGCAGCAUUCCGCCAGCCAGAUGGCCACACCUAUACCCGAGCGUUUUCAAAGGAUACGUUCAAGAUCCACCCUUCGUCGACUCUCUUCAGUGCUCGAAGGACACCGCCAAACGUCAUCUUCUUUGAUGAGCUCACAUUUACAACGCAAAUCUUUGCUAGAGGCGUCAGUGCCAUCGAGCCGAGCUGGCUCCAAUAGAAGUAGGAGGCGCAAAGGACCUGGAUCUCCUGUACACCACCUCGUCAACAAUGACUAUGUACUCAGAGCUCUGACUGGCUCUACUAAUUCAAAUUAUAUAGACAAAUGAGAGCGAGAAGAGAGAGAUGGGGGAAGAUGAAAGAAAGGAGACAAAACUUGAUCUUCACUCCUACCGCUGGCCUUGAAUCUCUCUUUCAAAGGCUUCGCUCGGGUCCUCCAUCAUCUGCGCAUCGCUCAGCAUCCCGCUUGCCGUCUCUGUCGCUGUGCCCCCAUGCACAAGUCCGCUGCUGGCGCCCAUAACGUUUCCAGAUACGUCGCCCUUGAUUUCGUCGCGCGUGGGGAUUGGCAGGCUGUUCAGAGGAUCUCGCAACAGUCAGCUCAACGAUCAGACGGGCAGUCAAGCCAAGGUCCAAAAACGCACCUCUCUUGCCUCUUUGGCUGCUGCACCCUCGUCCGUCCCCUGACC
Molecule: messenger RNA, 2980 nt
Organism: Acaromyces ingoldii
Lineage: Eukaryota; Fungi; Basidiomycota; Exobasidiomycetes; Exobasidiales; Cryptobasidiaceae
Product: P-loop containing nucleoside triphosphate hydrolase protein
Exons: 2
Coding region: 34-2514 (826 amino acids)
Biological process (GO): maturation of SSU-rRNA from tricistronic rRNA transcript (SSU-rRNA, 5.8S rRNA, LSU-rRNA)
Cellular component (GO): nucleolus; intracellular anatomical structure
Molecular function (GO): ATP binding; RNA binding
Source: RefSeq, a predicted model, not a curated record